This is a messenger RNA of Ilex paraguariensis (yerba mate), 375 nucleotides long. NCBI's taxonomy places the organism in Eukaryota, Viridiplantae, Streptophyta, Magnoliopsida, Aquifoliales, Aquifoliaceae. The record is from the annotation of a GenBank genome assembly.
AUGGCUUGCCCUCAUGUUACUGGGGUGGCUGCCUAUGUCAAAUCCUUUCACCCCUCAUGGUCUCCUGCUGCCAUUAAAUCUGCACUUAUGACUUCUUCCAUUCCGAUGAGCGUUGCAACAAACCCAGAUGCCGAAUUCGCCUAUGGCACCGGCCAAGUAAAUCCUAUAAAAGCUCUACAUCCUGGUUUGAUCUUCCGCAGGACUGUAACAAACAUUGGAUCACCGAGGUCGACUCUUGGGCAGAAGCUGUCGUUCACAGUGAAGGUUGGAGGAAGAUCAAUACGCAGGAACUCCACAACCUCCGGUUCUCUGGUGUGGGAUGAUGGGAGGCAUCAAGUGAGAAGUCCCAUUGUUGUCUAUUCUCUCUCCGGAUAA